GAUCUUUGAAACUUCUAAAUUGUUAAAGCGUUUUAUUAUUUGAAUGAGUUUUAUCAAAAUGGGGAAAUGUCAUUUUGAAGCAACAUUUUUUGGUGUCCUGCAUCUGCAUAUUUAUUUACUUCUGCAUGUGUUUCUACCUGGCAAAUUAGCGGCCUUUAAACUUAUAGGAGAAUCUCCUUUCACUGAAAAAUUGGAGGGCCUCCAAAUAUUAAGACUCUCUUCACUUCCCCAUUAGGCUAAGCCAGUCCCAUUUCAUUUAAUAUUUAAGAAGUUGGCUAUUAACACAUACACACAGAAAAUUUCUGGUCUGUCUGAAGCUUCCAUUGACUUCUAGAAAAGUUAUUACAGUUUAAGAAUUUGGAGACCAUCCUCAGAUCUUUCAGAUUAAAAUUGUCUUAGCAGAUUUGCCAUUUUGGAAAUACUUUCCCCACGUUCAUUUGAGCAAAAUUGACUUAAUACAUUCUUCAAAGUUCUUUAGUAUUACUAAAAAUAAUUUCCUUUUUGUGUGUAAUGGGGAAAUACAUAGUAUGCUACAGACAGCAUGUAAUGUGCCUAUUAAACCUUUUAAAACAGGAGUAGGAACUUUUUGUAUUAUUUGCUUUAUUACUUAUAAAGUGUGUGGUAUACAUUUUUCUGCUCUUGUUAAUGAAUCCUACAUAUCUGUUCUUGUAUCCCUAGGAAUACUUUACACAGUUGCAUGUUGUUACACUAUUUCUUACUUCUACUUUCCUGUUUCCCAUUUGAAGUGUUAAUGUACUAAGAGCAACUACUUGGAACUUUCAUUGUACCUUUUUCUAUUACUUUUUGAAAGUGAAAUUUUGCAGUUUCAUUCUUUUACCCCCAGACUUUUUUCCUUAGGUUUAUUCAAAACAAAAUGGGUAAGACUUUUAAAGGCUUUUCUUUGUUUUUUAGUGUUUUACCUGAAUAUUCUCACAUUUUAUUCAUUCUAAAUUGAAUUCCUAUACCUGGUAGGAUUUUAUUAUGUUAAUGGCUACAUUUAAAACAAACAAACCUGUUAUUACAGUGGCAUUGUUGAGAAAUGGACUUCUGAAAGUCCCGUUAAUAUUUUAUUAUUCUAAUAACUAGUACAUGUUAUGACUUGUAGAACAUAUUUAAUUAUGGUUCCUGUACUUCAUGGUUAUUGGAAUAUAAUUUAGAGCACAUUUUCAUCCCAGAAUUACAGUAUAGUCUAGAAUUAUAUUAGAUAACUAGUGUAUGUGUUUGAAUUAAGGGGAAAAAAGGCUUUAGAGUGGUUUUCCUGAAAACUUGAAAGAAUAAGCUAUUUUGUGAAAAUAAUGAGGAGCCAUGUAACUUUGCUUCAAGCCUAAUGAAAAAAGUUAAUGAAGAAAGAUAUUAGGUUAAAAUUUAUAGAGGUACCUAGUAGGAGAUGAAACUGGAUUUUCAGCUUAGCAUCAUUGUGAAAUUUGAGUCCUGAUCUUUAAUCAGAGUUUAGUAGCUUUUGUACAUGUGGCUCUAUAUCUAAAGCUAGAGACACCAAGUCCAGUCAUUUACAAAGUUGGUUAGUAAGUUUUUUAAAAUUCAGAAAAACUACAAAUUUGGUGUUUUAUUCAAAGUAGAAUAUUUAAAUCUAAUUUUUUGUUGUUAAUGCUUAAAAUGUGACCGAUUGUUAAAUUUUAAUACAAAUCUUAACAUAUGUUUAACUUCCAUUUUGUCUGACUAACAUUUUCAGGUAACUGUAGUUUACAUCUUACUCAUUUUAAAAAUAUUCUUUUAUGUUUGCUGUCUGUUUUUCUUUGCUCUGUUAAAAUUUUCAGCUAACAAAAGAACAUUUUUCCUACAUUCUUCCUCUAUUGUACACUGUUAAGAGGUUAUUGAAUUUAGGUAUAUUUUGAGGUAAAAACUGCUAUGGCAAUUUAAAAUUAUUUUUACUUCCUUCUCUACAUAUUUUGAUUCUUUGGAGGUAUGAGGGGUGGUAAAUGGUUUGGUUUCUUUAAAGUUCUUCCCACCCCCCACCCCCUCUGGAGAUGAGAAAGUUGAUAUUAUGCUACUUUGCUGCAGAAUUGGCUAAUGUCAUUUUACAGGGACCUUUCAUUUCUGUGAUUUCUCCUUCCCUCCCCACCAGGAAAGAAUGCCAUACAUAAGUCACACUGCCUCCAAGACAUCUGAUGCUUUGACACUCUUCCUUAGCACAACUCUGCUAAGCCCAAAUCCCUUUUGUAUACCUUAUGUUCGUGAUCCACAUGGGGCAGCAGGGAUUACAGGUGCCAUGAAAAAAAUAGAGGGCAAAUGUGAGGCCUCUUAGAGAGGGGUGAGUUGAGGUGAACUGAUCAGAUCCUAGGUGAGCAGAGGGGAAAGGUGCAUCAAUGAUUAUGAAUGUAAUUGGGGGAAACGGGAAAUUAAAGCAAAGAAUCCCUGUUGGGAAGAAUAAGAGAGCAGAUAAAGUGAGCGGGGGACUGUUUUCAAUUUCAAUGUCUUAAAAGCUAGUUGUUAAAUUGCUUUUCCUGUGGGGACUAGUGUUGGAGCAUCCUGAUUCCCUAGAGUACUUACAUCUUUUUCUAAAGUUGACAAUUGGAUUCUGUAAGAAAAAUACAUGCGGUGGAGUUUUCUAUAUCUACGCCCUUAGGAUGUUUCUAGGUUGUUUAUUCCUUGUUGAUGCUUAGUAGCAUAAAAAAACUGAGCAGUUCAUGCUCUCUUGAAUUUGGGGGGUGGAGGGUUUGUUUUGUUUUCUUUUCUUUGGAUGGAAGUACUUAAGCCAACUUAAAUAUGAUGACUGAGGAUUAAGUCUGGCAGGCACCUCUUUGUAUUUUGUAUUAGACUUCAAAAUCUUUUCUUCUUCUUCUUCUUCUUUUUUUUUUUUUUUUUAAAUCCAGGAGAAUGCUUUAUUGCAACUUUUAGCUGACUAGAUGCUUAACUUAGUAACAAGUUUAGCCCUUGUAACUGGCUAGCUAAAAGCAAAUCGGCUUGUUUCUCAGAUCUUUGGGGGAUAGCAAGAAACAUUUGAGUGAAUGUUGUUGAAGAUUUUCAGUAGUAUAGAAAAUGAUGGCGCUCUUGUGAUAUUUGUAAGUACAAGCAAGGAUUUGGCACAGACAUCCUAUUUCAUGGCUACCAACAGUCUACACCUUACCACCUUCUGUCUUCAGUACAAACCAACAGUGAUAGCAUGUGUAUGUAUUCAUUUGGCUUGCAAAUGGUCCAAUUGGGAGAUUCCUGUGUCAACUGAUGGAAAACAUUGGUGGGAAUAUGUGGAUCCUACAGUUACUCUAGAAUUACUAGAUGAGCUAACACAUGAGUUUCUACAAAUAUUGGAGAAAACACCUAAUAGGUUGAAGAGGAUUCGAAACUGGAGGGCUAAUCAGGCGGCUAAGAAACCAAAAGUAGAUGGACAAGUUUCAGAAACUCCACUUCUUGGUUCAUCUUUGGUCCAGAAUUCCAUUUUAGUAGAUAGUGUUACUGGUGUGCCUACAAACCCAAGUUUUCAGAAACCAUCUACAUCAGCAUUCCCUGCACCAGUACCUCUAAAUUCAGGAAAUAUUUCUGUUCAGGACAGCCAUACAUCUGAUAAUUUGUCAAUGCUAGCAACAGGAAUGCCAAGUACCUCCUACAGUUUGUCGUCACACCAAGAAUGGCCUCAACAUCAAGAGUCAGCACGGACAGAACAGAUGUAUUCACAGAAACAAGAGACAUCUUUGUCUGGUACUCAAUACAACAUCAACUUCCAGCAAGGACCUUCCAUAUCAAUGCAUUCAGGAUUACAUCACAGACCUGACAAAAUUUCUGAUCAUUCAUCCAUGAAGCAAGAAUAUACUCAUAAAGCAGGGAGCAGUAAACACCAUGGGCCAAUUUCUGCUACUCCUGGAGUAAUUCCUCAGAAAAUGUCUUUAGAUAAAUAUAGAGAAAAACGUAAGCUAGAAACCCUUGAUCUGGAUGUAAGAGAUCAUUAUAUAGCUGCCCAAGUAGAACAGCAACACAAACAUGUGCAAUCACAGUCAGCCAGCAGCAGUUCUGUCACUUCUCCCAUUAAAAUGAAAAUUCCCAUCACAAGUACUGAAAAACCUGAAAAAUACACGGCAGAUAAGAAGGAAAAGAGUGGAUCGCUGAAAUUACGGAUUCCAAUACCACCCACUGAUAAAAGUGCUAGUAAAGAAGAACUGAAAAUGAAAAUAAAAGUUUCUUCCUCAGAAAGACACAGCUCUUCUGAUGAGGGCAGUGGGAAGAGCAAGCAUUCGAGCCCACAUAUUAGCAGAGACCAUAAGGAGAGGCACAAGGACCAUCCCUCAAACCGCCACCACCUCAGCAGUCACAAGCAUUCCCACUCACACAGUGGCAGCAGCAGCGGUGGCAGUAAACACAGUGCUGAUGGAAUACCGCCCACUGUUCUGAGGAGUCCUGUCGGCCUGAGCAGUGAUGGCAUUUCCUCUAGUUCCAGCUCUUCGAGGAAGAAGCUGCAUGUCAAUGAUGCAUCUCACAACCAUCACUCCAAAAUGAGCAAAAGUUCCAAAAGUUCAGGUAGUUCAUCUAGUUCUUCCUCCUCUGUUAAGCAGUAUAUAUCCUCUCACAACUCUGUUUUUAACCAUCCCUUACCCCCUCCUCCCCCUGUCACAUACCAGGUGGGCUACGGACAUCUCAGCACCCUCGUGAAACUGGACAAGAAGCCAGUGGAGACCAACGGUCCUGAUGUCAAUCACGAGUACAGUACAAACAGCCAGCAUAUGGACUACAAAGACACAUUCGACAUGCUGGACUCGCUGUUAAGUGCCCAAGGAAUGAACAUGUAAUCAUUUGUUUAGGUCAAUUUUUCCUUUACUUUUUUAAUUUAAAAAUUGUUAGAAUGGAAAAUUUCCUCCUGAUCUAGCAGUGGUAACACCUGCUAUUGCUGCCACUGCAUCAAUAUUUGUAAGUGCUGCUUUAUUCUCAUUCUGAAAAGAAGAGAUGAUAGUAAACAAGUCUUUAUCUCCACAUAUGAUAGUGUUAUAAAUACUGUAAAAGCAUGGAAGGUGCAAAACUCAGUAUUUCUACAAUUGCAGCUAAGAACAUUAGGAUGAAUGGCUGGCUGCUUCUAGGAAUAUAAGAUGCCUCAAGCAUUCAUUAUUUAUAAUUUGAAUACUGUAGCUAUUUUUUGUUGUUGCUUGGCUUUUGAAUGAGUGUAAAUUGUUUUCUUUUGUGUAUUUAUACUUGUAUGUAUGAUUUGCAUGUUUCAAUGAUAAAGGGAUAAAACAGUAUACUGACAACUGUUUACAAGAAAGUGGAGAAAAAUGUACAUACAUUUUUGUAUGUUUAGAUAUUACCAUAAAUACUCAGGAUUGGAGCUGCUUGUAAGUAUAACAAUAUAACUUUAUUUUAUCUUGUCAGAGUCCAUCACUAAUCUAAAACAAAGGUGGCACUUUUUCAUGUUAACCUUAAACUCUAGGCCUUACUGGAAGCCACUGAAGCGGGGGACACUUCACUACCAGAUGGAUAUGCAGUGCCACAGAUGGUCAUUUAUUUACACUGUGAGGCACUGAACUUUUGCCUUCAGAGCUUCUGACCAAGUUGGCUGCUGAAAUAGCCCCUAAUUUUCUGAAGGCUUGAAGAGGAAAAAAUAAAGUUUACAUACUCUUGAUGUGAAGUGCAUUUGAAAUGUUUGUUGGCUUGUUGCAGUACUAUAAACACAGAGCUGUAAUAAUGGUUAUGUAGAUUACUGUGAUUUGAAACUAAAUCCACAAAACUUAUAUAGUGAAGAAUUAGUAGGUUUUUUUCUUAAUAAGGAACUUUAACACUACAUAUUUUAACAGUAAACAGGGAUUGCUUUUCCAUUAGUGUUCAGAAUGACACCAUAUUCUUAAACAUACUCCUCCCAUGAAGUGUGUUUGUGUGUGAUGCCAUAUUUCUUUUUCAGGUAAAUGCAGUCUUCCUUAUAGAAAUGAAAUUAAACCUGUUGUCUCUCAGUUCUUUUAUAUUCUAAAAAUAAAUAAAAAGAAAAGAUCACUGACUGUGCAUUGUACCUGUAUUUAUAGCUUAUGGUUGUUUUCAGGAAGCUCUGUGAGAAAAAGGGGUUAGCCUCCAAGUAAACUAGUGGAGGUUUUACAUUUGUUUGCACAUCUCAGAAUAUUCCUGUUGAGGUCAAGUUUGCACAGUCAUCUAACUUCUGAACAAACAAUAGACUUUAACUUGUUUAAAAUCUGUCUUAAACACCAGUAAUGUGGCUCCGGUUUAUCAGCUAAUCUUGAAUUUAUUCUGUGGUAAAUCUUUGAGCUGUUGAGUGUCUUUAGAUGGGGUGAAUUCAACUUUUCAUUGAACUGAAAACUGUCUUAAUUUUUUCUUCUAUGUAUAUGAAUUAUUUUUGUUACAAAGCCACUGAUAUGUGCACAAUUGUAAUUUUACUCAAGUAUGUUGCAGUUGUAAAUAUUAGAGAGUUUAAUCUCGUACUCUACCUUUAUUUAGCGAUUACCUAAUUUGCCAGUAGCUUUAUAAUUUUUUUUUAAGAUAACUGUUCAUUAUUUUGUCAAUGUUAUUUGAACUUAGGAUACUAGGAGCCUCUUUCUAGGGACUUUGCCUAGGUAGCAUGUCCUAACAUUUGUUCUUUGUCUUGCAUAACUUUAGUAAUCUUUGUCAUUACAUGUAACUUUGUUGCUCUGUAUGGCAUAUUAUUGUAUCCAUAAACAUGGUAAUUUUGAUACAGUUAUACUUUUACAGUGGUACAUAAUCCGAGGACUAGUAUAGAAUUAAGCUGAGUGCAAGAUGAGGGCGGGGAAGGGUUUUGUUCUUGGUAAUUUAGAUGUGAAACCUCUAAGGAGCUAUCAUGUGAAACGACAUAGGGUGGUCGUGCUACUGUAUAAUUGGGGGUGAUAAUACCAGGAAUUUUAAUAAGAUUUUGUAAAGAAUAUCCAAAGUAGUGAACUUAUUUUCAGUAUAACAUAGAAAACAAUGUGAAUAUUUAAGGUCUGUGACUAUACUUAAACUUCACUAAGAAUUUGAAGAGUUGUUUUGAGAUGUGGGAAUAAAGGUAAUUUUGUUGAAUCUUUAUUGGUGCUAAUGAUGGACAGUUUAAAAGGUAGCUAGUAUAUAUUGUUAUGGGUCAGUACUUAUUAGUACUUCCAAAAUUGAAUUUGAAAUGCUAUGUAUUCACUUUUCACUCUGUAAAUGUAAUUCUUUACAAUGACUUUAUUUAUUAAAGGGCAGCCAGUUGUAAUUUGUACAGGAUUGUGUGAGCUAUUCAAACUCUUUAACCUCUGAACAGGAUUAUAGGUUCUAAAACCACCAUGGGGAUGAAUAUGAAAAUCCUUUUACAUUUCAUUUUCAGUAAGUGAAAAACCCCUAUUACUCAUACUACCAUUAAUUUGCUUUCCCCAUCUCAUUUGCAUAAAAUAGUUCAUCGGCCUGUUCCCAAUAGGCUCAACCAAAGAAAAAGACUCCAAUGAAUGGACAUUAUUUUUGAGUCUUCUUGUAAGUAGCCAUAAAUAAACCAAAAUAGUACAUCAAAUUUAGGUAUGAAAUUCCACAUGUGCAAAGUACUGUUAAGGUGAUUUACAUUUUUGAUGAGAUUUUUUUUAAAUAUUUGAAAUAUUAAAAAGCAUUAUCUUUAAAAAUCCUUUAAAAGAGUGAUUCAUUUUUCAGUUGUGUUUUCCCUAGAUCAUAGCUUUGUUACCUUUAUGCAGAAGUACAUUGCAUAGAAAGGCUUUACUUCUACCUCUUUACAUAGUUUUCCAAUAUUGAGCUGUUCCCCCUAAAUAUAUGCCUUAGCUUCUUAACAAUAUGUUUUCAGAACCAAAAAGCAAAAAGAGUGUUUUUUUCACUGAAACAUUCUUGGAGGCCUGCUGUACCAAACUGGUACGAACCGGUGUACCAAACUGGAGAUAGUAUCCUUUAGUGAUAAAACCUUGCAAAAUGUCCCAAUUCCUUUUUGUUGUUGGACCUGAGGUUCAUUUCUUAGGUUUGUCUUUGAAAGCAGUUACAGGUGCAUCUUGAUUUUUCUGUCUGUGCAGGUGCAUUCUGGUUAGAGUUGUUGACUCCAGAUUUCUACCAUGAUAACAUCAGUGGUUUCAUGUGGAAUGUCAUGAGAGGUGCUUGCAUGACUUUGUACCAACAGAUUAUAAUUAGGUAGACUACCUUAUCUUUUUUUGGUCUGUCUUCCAUGACUUCAGAGAACCACAUUUUGAAGGUUUUUGUUAGUUACCAAUUGCCUUUCCUAGCAUUUUAAGCACAUUUUUCAGUUAUAUUUGAGUAUUUAAAUUGAUGGGUUUUAUUCCUUAACCAGCCUUAGAAAUAAACCACUGCAUACUUAUGUAUGACUUGUGUACUGUAGAAGUAUCUUGGGUGAAUUAGAUAUGUUAGGGUAUUUUGCAUUCACUGUGGAAAUAAGGAGGGUUUUGUUUUGUUUUAAGAUGAUAGUAGCUAAAGGAAGACAGUUAUAUUCUCAAAGUAUCACCAUUUUCAAAUUUUAUCUAAACAGUAAGAAGUUAUUUCUUAGCUACUACUAGGCUUAAAUUGCUGGGUGACUUAAGAUCUCUGCUGAGAAAAAUUUGAGAGCUCUUGUGAAGAAUCUUUGAUUUAGCAAGCUCUUGCUCAAGAGGCUUUCUUGGGAGCCAUUAGGGUUCACUAACUGUAUUUACCCAAAUGAAAGAUCAGUGAAUCUCACAUCAGGAAACUUGUGUUAACUGAGCUCACAGAACGAUACUUGAUAAUUUUGUGUGCCCUUGUAUUUAUUUAUGGUAGGCUGAUUUAGAUUGGGAUCUCCGCAUUGGAAAACAGCACAUUCUGUCUUCUGCCCUCCCAAGUUAUAAUAGCAACUAAUUUGAGAAUUACAGUUACUCAAAUAUCUGAAAUUUGAUUGCUGUAAACCAGAUUAGAAGUGAGCUUGUUUUAUAAGGGAAGUUUGCCUUUGUAGUUGAGAUGAUCUUGCCAGUGGGUCUAGAAUGCUCAGUGUUUUAGUCUGAUUGACAAUGCGUCCAUUUUUUUUAUUCCACAAUGACACUUUGGGCAAAGCCAGCUUUUGCUUCUGUGACUCCUCUUUUUCUCUUCCAUAUAAUUUUACUAGUAUCUAUUUUUGCCUGACAGGUUCUUUAGAAUAGGCUGAUAAGCAAGGUACAUUGAAGGUUGUAUGGCUAGGAGUAAUUCUGUUUUCAUAAAGGUGAGUUUACCCAUUCACUGUGAUCCUUUAACCCCAAAGGAAAUUCUGAGGGCUAAUUUCCCUUAUUUCCAACUUUUGGGAGGAAGCCGCACUUAAAACCUGUUUAGUAGUUGGUUUGAUUUGCCUGUUGUUUAAUAAUGAGUACAUUCUUACUUUUAAGGUGUGUUUUUCCAGCAGCUUCACUUGGUUUGACAAACUUCACCUGACUCAUUUGUUGUCUGCAAUGAUUAGGAUUUUGUUUUCUGAAUAUACUCAGAACCCUCAAGGACUAUUGAAUAGGAUGUUUGCUGAUAGAAAAUCCAAAAUCGGAACGUGUGUGUGUGUGGCAUGAAUUUGAUUAGUUACUGAAUUUCAGUGCAGUAUCUGUUACGAGGAAUUAUUAAUAAAAUUUGUUUAUUGAAAAUGUAAAUCCAA
Mustela lutreola (European mink) is the source of this 9481-nucleotide messenger RNA. RefSeq names its product cyclin T2 (gene CCNT2). Gene Ontology annotation, cellular component: cyclin/CDK positive transcription elongation factor complex; nucleus. Gene Ontology annotation, biological process: regulation of transcription by RNA polymerase II; positive regulation of DNA-templated transcription, elongation. NCBI's taxonomy places the organism in Eukaryota, Metazoa, Chordata, Mammalia, Carnivora, Mustelidae. The record is from RefSeq and is a predicted model, not a curated record. The transcript has 5 exons. The coding region runs from base 2967 to 4736 and encodes 589 amino acids. Gene Ontology annotation, molecular function: cyclin-dependent protein serine/threonine kinase activator activity.